Molecule: messenger RNA, 633 nt
Organism: Fraxinus pennsylvanica
Lineage: Eukaryota; Viridiplantae; Streptophyta; Magnoliopsida; Lamiales; Oleaceae
Source: the annotation of a GenBank genome assembly
AUGCCAAAACGAGAUGCAGCUUCUCUUAGUGCCCUUGUGUCUGGUUUGAUUCAAAAUGAUGAACUUGAUGAGGCCGCUGAUCUCUUAUUUAAAAAUGGGAAAAGGGGUGACAAUGAAAAAUAUCUCAUUCACGCUUAUAAUACUUUGAUUGCUGGGUACGGCCAGAAAGGUAGGGUUCAGGAUGCUCAACGUCUUUUUUAUCAGAUACCAGUUCGUGAUAACAAGGGAAGUGGGGGAGACUUGAGGUUCGAAAGAAAUGUGGUAUCUUGGAAUUCUAUGAUUAUGUGCUAUGUCAAAGCUGGAGAUAUUGUUUCCGCAAGGAAGUUGUUUGAUCUGAUGGAGGAUCGAGAUACAUUUUCCUGGAACACAAUGAUUAGUGGCUAUGUUCAUGUGCUGAAUAUGGAUGAGGCGACCAAACUCUUUUUACAAAUGUCAAAUCCUGAUACCUUGUCUUGGAAUUUGAUAAUCUCGGGCUACACACAGGCAGGGGAUAUGGAACUUGCACGCAAUUUUUUUGAGAGAAUGCCUCAGAAAAAUCAGAAAGAAGGAGAGAAACCUGACCAUCAUACUCUGUCCUCGCUUCUUAGCAUUUGUGCUGAAACUACAGAUGUGAUACUAGAUGUGGGGCAAUAG